This is a messenger RNA of Miscanthus lutarioriparius, 1893 nucleotides long. The record is from the annotation of a GenBank genome assembly. NCBI's taxonomy places the organism in Eukaryota, Viridiplantae, Streptophyta, Magnoliopsida, Poales, Poaceae.
AUGGCGGCGGCGAUCGCCGGUGCGGUGGUGGCCGCGCUCCUGCUUCUGUAUCCGGCCCGGGCAUCGGCGGCGGCGGCGGUGGGGAGGGGCGGCGGCUGCACACUCUGUUCUCGGUGGAGUGCGGCGACUACUUCGACUGGCAGGCGGUGGGGCUCCUCCACAGCCUCCGCAAGGCUCGGCAGCCCGGCGGCGUUACCCGCCUCGUCAGCUGCGCGGAGGACCAGCUACCCUCCUACCGCGGCCUCCGCAUCGGCCACACCCUCCAGGUCCCCUCCUUCAGCCGCCACCCACGCACCGGCGACUGAAUUUUGUGACAAAGUUGGAGGAAUUCUAGCCAUGCAUAUUGAUGACUUAAGGGCUCUAGCACCUCUGUGGCUCUCAAAAACUGAAGAAGUGAGGCAGGAUAAGUCCCAUUGGUCAACCAAUAUUACUGGUGAUAUAUAUGGCAUGGGUUGGAUCAGUGAGAUGUAUGGGUAUUCAUUUGGUGCUGCAGAAGUAGGUCUACGGCACAAGAUAAAUGAUGACAUAAUGAUCUACCCAGGUUAUACUCCUAGACCUGGCAUUGAGCCACUUAUCUUGCACUAUGGUUUGCCAUUUAAAGUUGGAAACUGGUCAUUCAGUAAAUUAGAACACCAUGAAGAUGGAAUAAUUUAUGAUUGCAACCGCUUGUUCCCUCCACCUCCUUUUCCUAGAGAGGUUGAGAUGAUGGAAUCUGACCCAAAUAUAAAACGAGGCUUAUUUCUAAGCAUAGAGUGCAUUAACACCUUGAAUGAAGGGCUCUUGCUGCAUCAUGCAUCUGUUGGGUGCCCGAAACCACAGUGGUCAAAAUACCUGAGUUUCCUUAAAAGCAGGAGGUUUUCAGAGCUUACAAAACCAAAGUACUGGAAGGGCCAACAGGUUGACAGCAUAGUGACCAUGCAACAUGUUGCAGUGUCCAAGGCAAACAGUGAAUAUCCAAAAAUACACACCCUUUUCUCAACGGAAUGUUCAUCAUAUUUUGACUGGCAAACUGUUGGGCUUAUGCACAGUUUUCGUUUAAGCGGACAGCCUGGUAACAUUACACGCUUAUUGAGCUGUACGGAUGAGGGCUUGAAGAACUAUAAAGGCCAUGAUCUUGCUCCAACACAUUAUGUUCCAUCUAUGAGCCAACAUCCACUGACAGGGGACUGGUACCCUGCAAUUAACAAACCUGCAGCAGUUCUCCAUUGGCUCAACCAUGUGCAGACUGAUGCUGAGUUCCUUGUUAUCCUAGAUGCUGAUAUGAUCAUGAGAGGCCCCAUCACCCCAUGGGAAUAUGGUGCAAAACGUGGUCAUCCUGUUUCUACUCCUUAUGAGUACCUCAUUGGUUGUGAUAACAUACUUGCAAAGAUACACACUCGCAAUCCCUCUGCAUGUGAUAAGGUUGGCGGUGUCAUUAUCAUGCAUAUAGAUGAUCUUCGGCGUUUUGCUCUGCUGUGGCUUCACAAAUCAGAGGAGGUUCGUGCAGACAAAGCUCACUAUGCAACAAACAUUACUGGCGACAUAUAUAAUUCUGGCUGGAUUAGCGAGAUGUAUGGCUACUCUUUUGCAGCAGCUGAGAUCAACCUGCGACACAUCAUUAGGAGGGACAUAAUGAUAUAUCCAGGUUAUGUUCCACUGCCUGGGGCAAAAUACAGGGUUUUCCAUUAUGGUUUGAGAUUUGGAGUUGGUAAUUGGAGCUUUGACAAGGCUGAUUGGAGAAAUGCUGAUGUGGUAAAUACAUGCUGGACCAAGUUCCCUGAACCACCUGAUCCUGCUACGAUCAUGAAACAAGAUCUAGAUGCACGGGAGAGGGAUCUUCUCAGCAUUGAAUGCGGGAGAGCUUUGAAUAAAGCUCUAUACCUGCACCAUAAGCGCAGAAAUUGCCCCGGCUAG